AUGAAAAAUUAGAAGUAUUUGAAGAUUAAUUAAUCAAAUAAGGAUUUCUUUUGAAGAUAAUAGUUUUAUAAUAAAUAAACAAUUAAAGCUAUAUAGAGAAAUACAAAUUUUGCAACAAAUUCAAUUGGUAUAAAUUAUUCUUCAGCUAAAUCCCUAUUGGCUAAAUUUAGAGCUAAACAUAAAAUAUAGAAAAUUAGAAAAUUAGAAAGAAUAUAGUUAAGAGAAUAUAAAAUACAAAAGGAGUGAAAAGACGCUAAUAUAAGACUCUAAAUAGAUGUCUUAAGAUUAAGUAAUUAUUUAUGGAAAUCAAAUCAUCUGUUUCAUAAGGUUUGAGUUGUAUAUAUAUGAUUUUAUUGGAGUAACAUUAUAUGAAUAUUAUUUAAUUAAAAUGAGUGGAGGCACAAGAGUUAAUUAAUAUUUCCAAAGUAACAAUCAUAGAGGAGGUAGUGCUCUAAAAGGUGGAAGAUUGCAAACUAAUAUUCAAACUCCCAAAAUGAAAAUGCAUAACUCUUUCAAUGAUUAACUUGUUAUACACAACUUAUAGAAUCAUCCUUUAUAAUUAAGAUAAAGUCCAUCUUUUAAAUAUAAAACUCAUAGACUCUCACUCAAAUAAGAUGAUACAUAAUAAUAAAACAAAAUCUCAGAAACUUAUGCUAGAAAAACCAGGAUCACAGUCUUAGAAUCUUUUUAUAAUCAAUUAGGAACUGACGAAGACAUUUCUCUUGUUAAAAAUUCACCUUAAAAAAAGCAAAAACCUAUUAUUCUAACACCCAAAUCUCAGACAACCUAUUUUGGUGGAUAACAAAAUUAAAUGAAUGAAAUUGAUAAUAUUGAAGAAGCUCAUUUUCAAUUUGUUUGUAUGCAACAAAAAUAUAAAUCCUGGCUUGAAAAUUUUGAAAAGAAAAACCACAGCAAAUGACC
Molecule: messenger RNA, 921 nt
Organism: Paramecium sonneborni
Lineage: Eukaryota; Ciliophora; Oligohymenophorea; Peniculida; Parameciidae
Source: the annotation of a GenBank genome assembly